AUGGCAUUGGAUUUUAAAAGUCAUUAUAAUAUGAACGCACUAAAAGUUUGUGUUAAAUUUACAAAUACGACAAGUGUUAUAAUUGUACAGCUGAAACAAUCAUCAUUAUUAUCUUCACCUUCUAAAACUGACGUAAACCAAUAUGUUUAUAAACAAGUUAAAUUACCGUCAAUAACAAACGUGAAGCAGAUACAAGCUCAAUUAUAUCAUUCAAAUAUGUUAAAAUUUGAAGUACCACUAUAUUCAUAA
Molecule: messenger RNA, 249 nt
Organism: Didymodactylos carnosus
Lineage: Eukaryota; Metazoa; Rotifera; Eurotatoria; Philodinida; Philodinidae
Source: the annotation of a GenBank genome assembly